CUCUAAUAGAGUAAAUAGAAAAGAAAAGAGGAAGAAAUGUACACUACAACUUUGGACUGCACAUUAUUUUACCUUUUCUGAUUUUUUUUCCGAUACAAGUUCAGAUGAAACCGAUACCAUAAAACUCAAAUAUCGAUUUGGACUUGAUUUGAAACAAUCAUGCAAGAUCUUAUCCAUCAUGGCUGUGAAAGUGAAAUUUCUAACUCAAACCAUUUCUUUUCUGUUAUCCUAAAGGGAUAUCGUGAUCGUGAAAGCAUAUUAAAUUCCUAAAAUGGAAACGGUGAUGUAAUGAAAUUUCAAAAAAAAUAAAAAAAAACAAUUAUAACUGUGUUAAUAGUAGUGAAUCGGGAACUUGUAUUAUAUAAACAAAAGCACACUAUUAAAGUGCAUGUCGAUGUAAGGCAAUUAAACAGAGAAGGACAAGCUUGAGAAGAAAGUUACUUGGAGACUACAACGUUGUCAUCGUAAAACUUAUGUUGGUCUCUACAUGUACUAAUUCUAAAACAGUAUGGACAAACACCCAACAUUGGCUCACAUAUUUGAAGGGUUUAAGAAGAUGAUACCCUCAAGAUUUGAUCACAUGAUUGAAGGGUAUAAGAAGAAGAAACGCUGGAUCAGCACCGAUAAAUGUGGCUCUCAGAGAGGGCUUCAUGCAUGUACAAAUUACAGAAAUUUAAGACUGUGCUUUGUGACUAAAUCUGAAUGGCAUGAUCGGGAGGGGCAGAUAAAACAAACUGUUGAUCCAGUGAAAAAAGAUAAAUUUGGUGCCCAGAAAGGAAUAAAAAAGUGGAUUCCACAAGGCAGUCCCAAAUCAUUCCCACAUUUGAGCAUUGUCAAGGAGAAUCCAGACUUCUCUAGAGCUAAUGAAGAGAAGGAAAAUCUACCGCCACCGCCAAUUACAGAAAAAGACAAGGGGAAGUCUGAUUGUAGUGAAAAUGAAGAAGAUGAAGAUAGUGACAAAUACUUAUCAUCUAAACAAAAGUUGCCUCAUUUUGGCUUAAGAAAAAUGAUAUCCAAUGUUGCAAUGUAUUUGCGUGACCGAGAAAUCUUGGCUCGACCCAGUAAACAUGAUAUGACAAAGACUCUCAAAAUACAAAGAUACAUGUAUAUGAAAGAUUUAGAAGAAGCUUAUAGUAAAACAAGCACUGACAGAAAACUGCAAACAGCACUGUAUCCAAGUUUUUAUCAAAUGAAAGUUCAUAAAUGUGAUCAUGAAGAAGUUGGAACUAAUGUUGAUCUUACUGAAUUGCCUAUUAAGGUUAUUGACACUGAUGAACAUGAAGCAGAAACAGAUGUUGCCUUACCAGAAUAUGGUGAGAAAGAAACAGUUUGUGACCAAACACAUACUGAAAUUGAUGUCUAUGACACCCAUUCAGAUAAUAGUUUUGAAAUGUUUUGUGAUUUGUCAACACUGUUUGAUGAAGAAAAAGUACCCAAUUCUGCACAAACAUCUCAUGAAACUGAUGUUUUUGACACAGAAACAGAAGAGAAAGAAAGAGAAAAUAUUUCAGAGGUUGAAGAUUGUAUCAUGAAUAAUUCGUUUGAAAGUGAACAUGAUAGUAGCCAACUAUUAACAUAUGAAAAACAACCAGAUACUGCUCUCGUACAUAUUGGUGUCAAGAUCCGGAUGAAUGUUGUAAAAGUACUGCCAGCACCUGAUGCCAAUCCUAAUGUUGAAAAUCAUAGUCCUAUUACAAGAAAGAAGCUUACAGUUGAAAAUGAUCCAGUGAAAAUACUGUCCCGAACACAGAUGAUGAUGCCUCGAAUAUCAGAAUGGACUGUCUUCACUGUCAUUGGUAUAAUAGAAAGGUUAGCCCUGGGUCAGCAAGUUCCAGCAAAGGAAAGCAUGAAAUACGAAAUGUUGCGGUUUUGUACUUUCCGUCAAUAUCCGCCAUCUGGGAAGCCCUCAACAAUAAGGCUCGCUAAAGCGGGAUUUUAUUAUGCCACAAAUCGAGAUGAGGUCAUCUGCUAUUGCUGCGCUAAACGUAUCAGCAACUGGAAAGAAAAUGAUGAUCCUUUGCUUGCUCACAAACAUGUCACACCAAACUGUGACUUUCUUUUGAAGAAUUCUGAAGUCAAUAUUCCGAUAAGCAUAACAGACGAGUCUGAUGUUAUCCAGCGUCUUCUACGCCUGGAAUUCGAUCCAGUAUUUGUCAACCAAGUGUUUAAUGAGACGUCUACAGAAGCGCUCGAAAGACUCAAUAAUUUGUUGACCGACAGCAUCGGAACUGAUGGAAGAACAAAUGAUGAUCCUAGCAACAUUGAUGUAACUUCAAACACGUACAGGGCUAACAGAGAUAGUCCCGUUGCAAAGGACAGUAUCCCAGCAGGUAGUUUUGCAAAUUCCUUGCCACCAGUUGGAGCUGAAAACAUAAAUGAAUCUGACAGGCGAUAUAUGUCACUAGUGGGGGAAGAUGUCAACAAUGCAGCUAAAUUAUCAACAUUUAAUAAAAUGGAGAAUAUGACGGGUAUAAUGGUGUCAAACUUGAAUAUGACGGGUAUAAUGGUGUCAAACAUGGCCAAAAUACCUGAUUUUGUCAACACAAAAUCUGAACAGCCCACGGAUGAUUCAAGUACAGAUUUGACUAGAGGUUUGAGUACCAGCAGUACAACAUCCAGCAACAGCACUCAAAGCACAAGGGCCAUAUCCCAGUCAAACCUGGCGCCCCAGCUUCCCUCAACAAUCACAAGCACCUUGCUCCCAAAAUCCAGCCAUAUUCCUACCACAGUAAACGCGGCCAAUGGUGUAACAGUCAACUCUGCAGUGGCAACCACCCUGCCAAAGUACCCAAAGUACUCAACCCGCGCAGCCAGGCAUGCUAGCUUCCGUGAAUGCCAGCAGAUUGCUGUACAGAUUGAUUUUCUCUGCGAUGCUGGAUUCUUCUAUGCUGGGUCUGGCGAUUCUACACGCUGCUUCUUCUGUGGAAUUGGUCUUCGCCACUGGUCGCCGGACGAUGAUCCGUGGACAGAGCAUGCCCGCUUCUCUCUCAAGUGUCUGUUUGUGCUUGAGCAAAAAGGUCAAGAGUUCAUCAACAUUGUCAAACUGGCUGUCGAGGUUUCAGAGAAGGCUUCUAAAAAUGCUGUUGUAGCAAAUACAGAUGUGAUGAAAUCUGAGGCAGCAGUUAGUGCCUUGGCGAUGGGUUAUACUGCAGAUCAAGUCCGGAAGGCUAUCGAAACAAUUAAUGCUCGCACGCAGACAUCUGUAGCCACAAAUGGCAACCAUCAACUGAGCGGCCAAGAUAUAUUGGAGGAAAUCUUCCGGAUUGAAGAGGGUUCUAGCACCACCAACAGCUCCGUAGCAAAUACUGAGCAUCAUGAAUCAGAGGCUGACAACCUUGAAGAACAAGGAGCUUGGGCCGAGACGAUUCCUCAAAGGUCGCAGUCCGACCUUCUGCCUCUUGGGUCCAGCCGCCUGCAAGUACAGCAGCGUGCUGCCUCUGACAGUGUUGUCCAGUCAGACUUGGAGCGGAAAAAGAAGCGAUUGCUGCAGGAAAACAAAAUGCUUCGAUCUGCGUCGCUUUGUACGCAGUGUCAUCGUCGGGAGAUAUGCAUGGUGUUUCUGCCUUGCGGCCACUUGGUGACAUGUGAAGAAUGCGGCAAAGCCACCAGGACAUGUACAACCUGUGCGUCAAGGGUGAAGGGCACAGUGCGCACUUAUAUGGCAUAAAUAAUUAAUACAGACAAUACAAGCUUCAUUUAAUUAAGCGUUUCCUAUAUAAACUUAGUCUGACUGUAACUUCCGAUGAGUUUGGUUGAUAUAACGUAAAAUGAACUGAACUAUGGCUUAACCAGUACCACCGAGGGAUGAUUGGUUUUUAAUAGAUAUCAUCGGAUUUCAAGCUUGUUAACUAUUUUGCAGCGUCUCAUGUACGGUUAUAGACUUGCUCGUGCUCAAUAACGCAUCAAUGAGACAGCUAGUUCUGUGCAAGAUACAUACUAUAGAGAGAAACUUGUAGUAUUCCUACCGUGCAGACAUUUUUUGACCUGUUAAAUGUGUGGUCUUAAGACUUGCAUUCACCAGUACUGAACGGAAGAAAUUCAAUUUAGGUCAACUAGAUUAAAAUAACUUUGCACUCAAAUCCGGUAUUUUAUUGGCGACACGCAAGGCAUCUGCAAUAAGAUCAUCUUCAUCAUUUUCAUUUUUUUGUAAGACCAUUCGAAAUUCCUGGCUGCCUAACAUAAUGCUGCAAUACUUAUCUGAUUGAUGAUGUCACUUCUCGGUAUCUCAACUGUCACAAGGAUGCAUAUGUAGACAUGUCCUUGGUGUUUAUCCUCCUCUGUGGACUAAAAAUGUCAGCUCCAAAUAUGCCUGUGGUCUGACAGUGGAAUCACACGUUGUGGUAAAGCAAUGAUCGCUUAUGUUCUGUCGUUUGUUUUUUCAGUAUGUGUUUUGCAUUUUACGGUUUCAAUGCUGUUCAACAAUAGUUUUAUGAAUGCUAUGAAACACAAGACUCAGUAAUAAUUUACAAUUGUAAGACUUAACUGAAGGAUUGUAAAUAAUGAAUCCAGCUAAGUCCCCUGUGGUUUCUAUUAUCUUGUUUUAUGCAGCUUAAUUGCUUUAUGCAGCUAGUUAGAUGUGUUUAGUAUUAUGAAUCAUGAAAUAGUGUCCAUACUCAACAUAUUGUUGUCCAUAAAACCCAAUCUGAUUUACAUCACACAAGUUUUCACAUUUCUGAGCAGGGGCAAAGACUUGCAGUUGACACUGUGAUUCUUUGUUAUUUCAUGUGUCCUUUUUUUAUUUAUACAUAACUUCAUACCUAUCAUUUGCACAUAAUGAUAAUUUGGACUUGCAUGCACAUGGGUACCCAGAUUUUGAAAUUCAAUGCUAAGUGUGCCCCUGUGUUUCAAGGUCGUUGGGGCCUGAUGUAUUCAUUAACCUUUCUUAUAAAUAUUGCUGUACAAGAAUCACUGCUUGCUAUUUUUGCCUAAGCUUUGCAGACAGGUGAUAGCUAGGUGCCUAUUUAUUCAACCUUCAAAAACUUUUCCAUUUUCAUCUGAGUUUCAAACAUGUUUUUUUUAAGCCGAUGUGAUAAAUUUUUCCACCUUAAACUGUAAAAGCCAUCUCAUAUACAUGUAUGUUAAAUGACAGUGGCAGACCUUUGAAAACCUUUAAAACAAUACUUUUUAAACACACCUUGUUAAACAGGUUGGUGGUGUUGACCAAAAAUCCAACCAAACAAUCAAACAAGCGUUGCUCAUUUAAUAGCAACUUCAACCAUGACUCAGAACUCCCACUAAAGCCAAGUAGACAUUAUAUAUAUUCAUUCAUUCAUGCAAACAUUGAAUGAUCGCUUAAAUAAGUGUAGUGAAAGGAUUGUUUUUUAUAAAAUAUGUAUACAUCCUACAUCUUUAUUAUUUAAAAUUUAUUACACUUAAGUUCUGCCUUUGGUACUGGAUUCAUCCAAUUACAACGUUACCUCCAUGUUAACCAGACAGUCCCAAGUCUGUGGAAGUGUGAGGGUUUUAUCAUUUUAUGAUAAUUAAAACAAGAGCUGUGUUUGUGAAACACAAUGACCCCUACUGCGCCGCUUUGAAGCCAUAUAUUUGACCUUGAAGGAUGACCUUGACCUUUUACCACUCAAAAUGUGCAGCUGCAUAAGAUACACAUGCAUGCCAAAUAUCAAGUAGCUAUCUUCAGUAUUGCAAAAGUUAUGUUAAAGUUUUGGGACAGACAAACACACACAUACAAUGACAGACAGGCCAAAAACCAUAUACCCCCGAUCAUUUGAAUCCGGGUGCAUAAAAAUCGUAUCUGUGAAAAAAAAACACAUCUUAAUAGCUGCAUAAAACAAAUAAAACAAUUUACAGUAAACACUGCAUCAUUAAGUAGCUUUUACCAGGGCCUAGCUGGAUUCAUUCUGUGGAUUCCUUGAGUUAUAUUUUACGAAAAGUCUGACAUAUACAUGUAUUUGUUGUUUUUCUAAUUCUAAACCCUUUACAUUCUUCUUUCUUUGAAAUAUUGUAAAUGUAUAUAUCAAUAUCCUAAAAUCCUUUUGUGCUUAUUUCAUCCUAAAAUCUUGUAUUAUGCCUAUUUAGCUUAUUUCAACGGGUUUGUCUUUUAUUCUUAUUUCAGGUGUAUUGGUCUAUUAUGCGGAUUUGAUAUGUGUUGGUAUUUUGUGCUUAUUUCAGAUGUGUUUUUCUAUUUUGCUUAUUUCAGAAGUGUUCGUCUAUUAUGCUUAUUAUUAUGCCCCCCUUCGAAGAAAAGGGGCUAUAUUGUUUUGCACAUGUUGGUCGGUCGGUCAGUCGGUCCACCAGAUGGUUUCCAGAUGAUAACUCAAGAACGCUUAGGCCUAGGAUCAUGAAACUUCAUAGGUACAUUGAUCAUGACUGGCAGAUGACCCCUAUUGAUUUUCAGGUCACUAGGUCAAAGGUCAAGGUCACAGUGACUUGAAAUAGUAAAAUGGUUUCCGGAUGAUAACUCAAGCAUGCUUAGGCCUAGGAUCAUGAAACUUCAUAGGUACAUUGAUCAUGACUGGCAGGUGAGCCCUAUUGAUUUUCAGGUCACUAGGUCAAAGGUCAAAGUCACAGUGACACAAAAAAGUAAAAUGGUUUCCGGAUGAUAACUCAAGAACGCUUAUGCCUAGGAUCAUGAAACUUCAUAGGUACAUUGAUCAUGACUUGCAGAUGACCCCUAUUGAUUUUCAGGUCACUAGAUCAAAGGUCAAGGUCACAGUGACAAAAAACGUAUUCACACAAUGGCUGCCACUACAACUGACAGCCCAUAUGGGGGGCAUGCAUGUUUUACAUACAGCCCUUGUUUAAUGAGUGUUGGCUAAUUAUGCUUAUUUCAGAUGGUUUAGUUAUAGCUCGGUCAUUUAGGCUAUUUUUGUUGAAGGGUAUCAGAUUUGAUCAUCGUCUAACUAACUAUCUGAUAUGGAAGAAGUUAAACAGGUAAGUGUGGGUAAGGUUAUUGGAAAUUGUUUAAAAAAAAAUGUUUGUUUACAUUUAUUAUGACCCCCUUCGAAGAAGAGGGGGUUUAUUGUUUUGCACAUGUCGGUUUGUCCGUCCAACAGAUGGUUUCCGGAUGAUAACUCAAGAACGCUUAGGCCUAGGAUCAUGAAACUUCAUAGGUACAUUGAUCAUGACUGGCAGAUGACCCCUAUUGAUUUUCAGGUCACUAGGUCAAAGGUCAAGGUCACAGUAACUUUAAAUAGUAAAAUGGUUUCCGGAUGAUAACUCAAGAAUGCUUUGGCCUAAGAUCAUGAAACUUCAUAGGUACAUUGCUCACGACUGGCAGAUGACCCCUAUAGAUUUUUAGGUCAAAGGUCAAGGUCACAGUGACUCGAAAUAGUAAAAUGGUUUCCGGAUGAUAACUCAAGAAUGCUUACGCCUAGGAUCAUGAAACUUCAUAGGAGCAUUGAUCAUGACUGGCAGAUGACCCCUAUUUAUUUUCAGGUUACUAGGUCAAAGGUCAAGGUCACAGUGACUCGAAACAGUAAAAUGGUUUACGGAUGAUAUCUCAAGAAUGCUUACGCCUAGGAUCAUGAAACUUCAUUGGUACAUUGAUCAUGACUUGCAGAUGACCCCUAUUGAUUUUCAGGUCACAAGGUCAAAGGUCAAGGUCACAGUGACUCAAAAUAGUAAAAUGGUUUCCUGAUGGUAACUGAAGAAUAAUAAGGCCUAGUAUCAUGAAACUUCAUAGGUAUAUUGAUCAUGACUGGCAGAUGACCCCUAUUGAUUUUCAGUUCACUAGGUCAAAGGUCAAGGUCACAGUGACAAAAAACAUAUUCACACAAUUGCUGCUACUACAACUGACAGCCCAUAUGGGGGGGGCAUGCAUGUUUUACAAACAGCCCUUGUUAGUAAACACAUUAAUGUGUUGUAACGGUCAUUGUAUGUUCAUAUGAGGUAAUAUGUUGAUAUCUGCUGUUAUCAAUUAUUUUUACAGUGUGCAAAGUUGUAACUUAUGCACUACAUGUAUGUGUGAUAUAUACAUUUACUGAGUUAAAUUUGGUACACCUGUAUAUAUUUAUUCCUACAGGCUAUAAUGCCAUUUAUUGCAUGUACAUUUGAUGAAUACCUUAUUUUGUGUGGAAAUUGUGGUAAUUAUUGAAUUUUAUUUUGACAUAUGUACAUUUGUAAAUAGACACAGUUUUGUUUGCAAUUCUAUAAUAAAUAUUUUGAUAAUUGUUGCAUACUGUUAAAAAAUCUUUGCUUCUGAGACUGAUGCAUCAAGCAAUUUACCAGUAUCAAGGUUUUUUUCAUUGCAACUGUGACAUUGCGAAAAUUAUAUAAAUAUACUGUUAAAUAUUACAAACUCGUAUAUUAAAAAUGUUUAUCAGUUAUGUAUUUUUCAUAUUCAUGUAUGUACCUCUUGUGAAAAUGUGAACCAUUCAAUAUUUAUACCUGACAUGAUUGUGUACAUAUAAUAUUAGCGUCUUAUAAUAUGAACAGUAGACAAAAUAAGCGUAUUAAAUGGUUACUCACAUUGUUAUUAUGUCAGUUUUCAUGGAAAUACUUUCAUAUUAAACAUACGAUGGGCUGUUGCUAUUAAAACAAUUUUUGUAUACAUGUACAUAGUUUUCCGCCAAUUUGGUUUAUAUAUAGUUUAUGUCUGAUAUCCCAGCAUAAGUUUGAAUUUUAAUAUUGUACUGUUUGUGUUUAAUGUUAAUAGGCCAACAAAGAUGGAUUACUUAUAUAUCGUAGUCCAUCUGCAGUGUGACAGUUUUAAUUAUAAUGAUAUUAAGAUUUACUUGUACUACUACGGAAAUAACUAUUCAGCAUACAUAUAAUCAGAUUUGCUAACUGGGCUUGAUAUAUGUUGCUAAAUUAGCCAAGAUCUUAUUCAUUUGUUGGGUUGGGCUAAGAAGUAUAAUUCAUGUUUGUCUAAUAGCCAUUUAAUGCAUGAACCAGUUGUCAUAAUACACAGAAUGAACAUUGAAAAAUCAUUUACUGUUGACUACUAUUGAAUGGGUAUGGGUAUUUGUAAUUGUAGAAGGCGCCUGUUUAUGCAUCAAAAAUGUUCCUAAUGUUUGUUCAGAUGAAGGUGGAAUGGAUACUUUCUAUUGUUCUUUAAUGGGUCAAGUAUCUCUAAGUUAGUGUCUUCUUGUCGGUUAAUGUGGUAUAUGCUUAUGGGAUAUAAUCUGGUGGUAUGGGAUCCAAAUAUUUGACAUAAAAUCUAGUUGAAACUUGCUAAAAGUGUUUUUGAGUAUUUUUGCCUUAAAUAUAUGUUUUUAUGUAUAGAAAGUGUCAUAUAUUUACAAGCAAUUUCAAAGAACUGUUGGGGUUGUAUGUUUGUUUCUGUUUUGUUUUGUUGUAGUUUUUUGUUUAUGCUCCCCCAAAAAAAUUUGGGGGAACAUAUAGUCGCCGCUUCGUCUGUCCGUGCGUGUGUCCGACCGUCCGUGCACAAUUUUUGUCAGGGCUAUUUCUCAGCAAUUAAUGACCGGAAUUCAAUUAAACUUUAUAGGAAGCUUCACUACCAAGAGGAGAUGUGCAUAUUAUCAGCCGGUUCUGGUCGGAUGAUUUUUCACAAAGUUAUGGCCCUUUGAAAUUUUCCAUUAACUGUACAUAUAGUGCAAUUCUUUUUCCGGGCUAUUUCUCAGCAACUAAUGACCGGAAUUCAAUGAAACUUUAUAGGAAGCUUCACUACCAAGAGGACAUAUCCAUAUUAUCAGCGGGUUCUAGUCAGUUGAUUUUUCACCGAGUUAUGACCCUUUGAAAUUUCCCAUUAACUUAACAUAUAGUGCAAUUCUUGUCCGGGCUAUGUCUCAGCAACUAAUGACCGGAAUUCAAUGAAACUUUAUGGAAAGCUUCACUACCAAAAGGAGAUGUGCAUAUUAUCAGCCAGUUAUGGUCUGAUGAUUUUUCACAGACUUCUGGUCCUUUGAAAUUUUCCAUUAACUGUACAUAUAGUGCAAUUCUUGUGCGGGCGAUUUCUCAGCAACUAAUGACUGGAAUUCAAUGAAACUUUAUGGGAAGCUUAACUACCUUGAGGAGAUGCGCAUGUUAUUUGUGGGUUCUGGUUAGUAUAUAUUUAAGAGAGUUAUGGCCCUUUGAAAUUUUUAAGUUGCUAAACAAUCCAUCGUAUUAUUUUGUCCAAAGUUAUGCCCCUCAAAACGUUUCCUUUUAUCUGAAUAUAUAGUGCAAUAUUGUGACAAAAAAAAACUUUGGGGAGUAUCACCUGUCUCCGACGGUUUCUUGUUGUUUUUUAGUUGGGGGGGGGGCUUAUUUAGAAAUUCUGAUUGCUAUAUUUUAUGUUGUGAGUAUUCCUUGCCAACAUGAGUAUAUUUCUAAUGGAGAUUGAUUAAAUUCAUCAUUAAUACAAAACUUUAUUACGUUAACUUUAAACUAGAUGUUGGUUGCAUAUAUAGACCCUUUUGGCUCUUGUAAAACAAAUUACCAAUUAGAUAGAUUGUUUCAUUUAGUCACUUAUCUGGUAUAAAAUAUAGCUAAUCCACCCCAAAAAAGUUCCAUUCAUAUCAAAAUGCCUGAAAGGAAAAUUGAAUGUGCACUUUUUGUACAAUGAACAGAUGACAGGAAGAGCGGCUUUAGACUGAAACGUAACUGUAAACCAUAUAAUUACAAGAAAUCGUUUAAUGGUGUGUGCCUCAAUUUUAUUUAAAAAUAUUUUAAGUGAAAGACAUUAUUUUGAUUUUUUCCUUGCAGACAUUCAUUCUGCAAAAUUUACCAUAUGCAAAUAUUUUUGCAGGAAUGAGAAUUAAAUUUUUGUUUCAUAAUAUACCUUAUGAUAUCAGAGGUUAAACUGUUGAAAAGCAACAGGUUAUUAUGCUCCCCAAAAAUUUAUUUUGAGGGGGGCAUAUAGUCGCCGCUGCGUCUGUCCGUCCGUGUUUCCGUGUGUCCGUCUGUGCACAAUUCUUGUCCGUGCUAUUUCUCAGCAACUAAUGACCAGAAUUCAAUGAAAAUUUAUGGGAAGCUUCACUACCAAGAGGAGAUGUGCAUAUUAUCAGCGGGUUCUGGUCGGAUGAUUUUUUUACAGAGUUAUGGCCCUUUGAAAUUUUCCAUUAACUGUACAUAUAGUGCAAUUCUUGUCCGGGCUAUUUCUCAGCAACUAAUGACCGGAAUUCAAUGAAUUUUAUGGGAUGCUUCACUACCAAGAGGAGAUGUGCAUAUUAUCAGCGGGUUCUGGUCGGAUGAAUUUUCACAGAGUUAUGGCCCUUUGAAAUUUUCCAUUAACUGUACAUAUAGUGCAAUUCUUGUCCUGGCUAUUUCUCAGUAAUUAAUGGACGAUAUUCAAUGAAACUUUAUGGGAAACUUAACUACCAAAAAGAGAUGUGCAUAUUAUCAGCGGGUUCUGGUCAGAUGAUUUUUCACAGAGUUAUGGCCCUUUGAAAUUUUCCAUUAACUGUACAUAUAGUGCAAUUCUUGUCCGGGCUAUUUCUCAGCAACUAAUGACUGGAAUUCAAUGAAACUUUAUGGGAAGCUUCACUACCAAGAGGAGAUGUGCAUAUAAUCAGCUGGUUCUGGUCGGAUGAUUAUUCAUAGAGUUAUGGCCCUUUGAAAUUUUCUAUAAAAAAAAUUCUUGUCCCCCCAACUACUGUGCCCUCAAGACGUUUCCUUUUAUUUGAAUAUACAGUGCAAUAUUGUGACAAACAAAAAAUUUGGGGAGCAUCACCUGUUACCGACGGUUUCUUGUUCAAAUGGUUUGCCUUUGUCAUGUUACAUUAAGCAAAUAGCUGAUCGAGAGCUGAUAAGGACAUCGGUUUUUCAUGACAGACUGUUCAAUUAAGGUAUGUAAAAUUCCUGCGGUCAGUAUCCUGAUCUACCGACAAAUCACAACCUAAUUGAGAUAAUGUGACUGCAUGCAAUUGUGACCAUUAAUUUCAUUUUUUUUGUUAAGUGAACACACACCUCUAUUUUAUCAAAAAAAAUGUGUAAAAUAGAUAUUGAAAUCUGAAAUAAAGUAUUUAAUUUUCAAAGUUAUUCCCUUAUACUUAAAAAUGUUCUCUUUUGUGGUGAAUAUAAGAGAUUACAUUUACACAUAAAACACCAAACGCCCCUUUAGGACAAAUUCAUUGAAAUCAAAAGACACAUAAUUGAGUGCUUCUAAUAUAAUAGAUAACAAAGUAUACAUGUGACGGUAUAAAAAUAUUGAAGAAAAUUGUAGUCCAUAAUAAACCUUAUCUGUUCAAGACGUGAAAUUUAUAUGCCAAUAAUGUAUUUUACUUAUAUUUAUAUUUAUUGCAUUUAUGAAAAAUACAAAAGCAAUCUUUAGUGAAAACAUGAGGUUCCAAGAAUAUAUAUUACAAGUUUGAUGCGGACAAAAUUUAUGUCUUAUAUUUUCACUAUGUAAUAUAGAUUUUUACAUAUUAAAUGCACAUUCACUAGUAUGCCAACCGUUUAUCAAAAAGAGAAUAGUCUUAGAAAAUAUUAUUUAAUGUAUGAGAUCUUAAUAAAAACAGACACACUGUGUGUGGUUAGUCAUUUUUCUUCAUAUAAUACGGUUUUCAUCAAGAAGCCUAGAGAUUGUUCUGUUCGGUCAGUGCUCAUGCUGGAACACUAACUUUGUAAUUUCCAGCAUGGAACAAUAAUAGAUUCAAACUGGCCAGUGAAAGUUAUGGCUUGGCUUGUUAAUUAACGUUAAGACGUUAUUGUUAAAUCUUUCGUAGUAUUCAUUUAUGUAGCUUCAUUUAAUAAUUUACCAUUUGAAGCAAAGUAGCAUGGGCCUUAUUCAGUGUUUUACACCGUACUUGUUACGCAAUGGUCAUAUCAAUUACUGCUUCAUGUCUUUUAUAAUAUUUGGUUAAUUUAAAAAAAUGCAUUGGGGAAAAUGCCGUAGCCAUGAUUAUAUUAUACUGAUCUCUAACUGGUUUUAUGUAAAAUUAUAAUUUUGGUCUGUGUGUUUAAUAUAAAUAUAGUAUUAGU
Dreissena polymorpha is the source of this 12822-nucleotide messenger RNA. RefSeq lists its product as uncharacterized. Lineage: Eukaryota; Metazoa; Mollusca; Bivalvia; Myida; Dreissenidae. The transcript has 12 exons. Gene Ontology annotation, molecular function: cysteine-type endopeptidase inhibitor activity involved in apoptotic process. Gene Ontology annotation, cellular component: nucleus; spindle microtubule; cytoplasm. The record is from RefSeq and is a predicted model, not a curated record. The coding region runs from base 509 to 3667 and encodes 1052 amino acids. Gene Ontology annotation, biological process: regulation of cell cycle; negative regulation of apoptotic process.